Molecule: messenger RNA, 732 nt
Organism: Nematocida major
Lineage: Eukaryota; Fungi; Microsporidia
Exons: 1
Coding region: 1-732 (243 amino acids)
Molecular function (GO): ATP hydrolysis activity; ATP binding
Source: RefSeq, a predicted model, not a curated record
AUGGAAACAGUUUUACUUCAGGCCAUGGCCGGCAUAGACAGCGCUGCGGUUGUUCUUUCCGGGCCAAACGGGUCUGGAAAAACAGAGCUGGCAAGAAAAGCUGCCAGGGACGCUGGGCGCACCCUGGUGGAGAUAGACGGCAUGGACGAGUACAAGGUCCACAGGCUGAGCAAGAAGACAGUGUAUCUGCUGCGGGUGGGCGAGCACACUCGGGUCAGGCCCGGGUCCUAUGCUGGAAUUGUGUUCGAGACCGAGAAUGCAUACUUUUUUCGCAAAGUGCAGAACUGCGUGCACAUAAAGGUGCCCCCGCCAGGCCUGCGGGCCAUCAAAAAGGUGUGCCCCUCUGCAAGGCACAAGACAAGCAUGCACCGGGUGCUUGAGGCUGCGCAGAUGCCGGACAGCCUGCAUGGGCUGCUGCUGGAGCACGAGCCCGCAGGAAUAGCUCUGUUUCACCUUGUUGGAAAAAUACUGUACCACAAAACAGAAAGCAUUCCGCCAGAGGUUCUCCAGGCGGCGGAGGCCUGCCCGCUCAAGGUUCUUCUGUACCUACACGAGAACGUGCCGGCGUUUGCAACGGGAGUGCACGCGCUGAGCAGUGUGCUCGACCGCGUCUCUCUGGUGGCAAACGACCUUGGGCUGAUAUGUGCUCUGAUCACGGAAAUAUGGAGGCUAGACAAAAGUGCGCCCAAAAGAUUCUACCAAAUGCGCACGUCUCCGUAUGCCUUGGGGUAG